Molecule: messenger RNA, 688 nt
Organism: Prorocentrum cordatum
Lineage: Eukaryota; Dinophyceae; Prorocentrales; Prorocentraceae
Source: the annotation of a GenBank genome assembly
CGACAACGAGCGCGGCCGCGGCGGGCCUCCUGGGCCCGGGCCCAUCGCGCAACUGCGGGCGGACGCUGCUCGGCGCGACGCGCUGCUCGCAGUCCUACCCGUGGAGGCCUCCGCAGGCGAGCAUGACGGGUUCGUGGAGGUGCCCGGCAUGGACGCGUUGCCGCCGGACCAGCAAUGCCACGAGGAUGGCUACUCGAUGCCCAUGAUGGAUCUAGACGCCUGCAAGCGCGCCUGCGCCAUGGACGGGCCUGCUGCGGGCGUCUCGUUCGGCGCCUUCGUGGUCCACGGCGGCUUCGUCUGGUUCCGCCCGCAGCCCGUCGGGGAGUGCCGAAGGAACCUCGUCAGCAGCCCCGGGUGCACGACCUUCCUCAACUACGGCCCCGAGGCCGCGCGCCUCUGCGGCCGCCUCCGCCGGGGGCUCGCGAGGCGGCGACAGCUGCGCGCCGAGGCGGGCGCCCUCGGCGGGGUCGAGCAGGCGUCCGCCGCGGGCUCCCGGCCCGAGCAGGCGCUCGGUGCCGCGGACGGGGAGUUGCGGCGCAAGGCUGCCCUCGCCUUGCAGCUGCAGGAGCGGGUGUGCGGGCUGGAGGCGCAGCUGCAGGAGGAGGCUCGCGGGGGGGGGGCGCCCGUGGGCGGGACCCUCUGGCCAUGGUGGAACCGCGCCUCGGACUGCGCAGGCCGUGCGGCUGGA